This is a messenger RNA of Xyrauchen texanus (razorback sucker), 4368 nucleotides long. Its product is annotated as leukotriene C4 synthase-like. Gene Ontology annotation, biological process: leukotriene biosynthetic process. The transcript has 5 exons. Gene Ontology annotation, molecular function: leukotriene-C4 synthase activity; enzyme activator activity; glutathione peroxidase activity. Lineage: Eukaryota; Metazoa; Chordata; Actinopteri; Cypriniformes; Catostomidae. The record is from RefSeq and is a predicted model, not a curated record. Gene Ontology annotation, cellular component: membrane; endoplasmic reticulum; nuclear envelope. The coding region runs from base 60 to 524 and encodes 154 amino acids.
CGAUUGACCAAAGUUAGAGAGAGAGAGGACCCAUCUAAUAGUCCUCUGAUUCCAUUAGAAUGAUGCUGGAUCAGGUUGUGCUGUUAGCAGCUGUUACAGUGCUGGGGAUACUGGAACAAGCAUACUUCUCGUUAAAGGUGAUUUAUGCACGGAGAAAGUACUCUGUUUCUCCUCCGGCCACAACUGGGCCUCCAGAGUUUGAGAGGGUCUUUCGAGCCCAAGCAAACUGUUCCGAAUAUUUCCCCAUAUUUGUUUUCUCGCUUUGGGUGGCUGGAGUUUUCUUCAGUCAAGCUCUUUCAAUAUUGUUUGGACUGUUGUACCUUUAUGGGCGGUAUCUGUACUUCCAUGGCUAUUCAGAGUCCUCUCAGGGCAGACUGGAGCCCCUGUACUUCAGUGCAAAGGUGCAGUGGGUGCUGAUAGCUCUGGCUGGGCUCGGGGUGAUCUGCACCAUGACUCAAGCUUAUCUGGGUCUGGAUCUGCUUCACUUCUUUAGUCAUGUUCUGGGCCUGACUGAUCACACAUAAAGACAGGAAGUGCUGGAUUUCUGCAGGAAGCUGAGGGCAGAGACAGAUUAAAAAUGAAAGAAUCCUGAAUGGAAUGGGUGACUAACAAAGUCAGAUGUGGAAACAUAAUAGAGGGCAGCUAUUUUUUUUUUAUAUAUAUAUUUUUAUUUAUACAUUUUAUAAAAGGAGAUUUGUAUGUGUAUGUCAAAGUGUAACAGAUCUAAAUAAUUUUUUUCUUUAACAUUUCCUUUCUAUUUUUACUGUAACAUGGCAUAUGUUUUUUGUAAAGGAUUUCUUUUUAUUUAAUCUUUUCCCUCUAAAAGUCUGUCUGAUCUUUGAUAAUUUUCUGCUGAUAAUGUAAAACUAAAAUUAAUUCCACUGCUUUAGGAAAGACUCCAAAAUGCCGAAUUCACUGAGUUUACAUACAUUUUGACAACCAAUGUAUACCUUUGAAAGCUAGAAUAAUAAUGAACACAUGCAAUACAUUAUUAUUUUUACAUUUUGCCUUUAAAAGCUGUUAAAUGAUUGUAUUGAACAAAGUAUUGUUCGUAUAUUAGAAACAGCCAUAACUGGUUUAUUUGAUAUAUUAUUGUGUCAUGUACACACAUAAUUCCUGACAAAAGUAAGGUUGAAAAGCCAUUAUUUCUUGCAAUUGCGACUAUCUAUUGCAGAAUUGAGACUUUCUAUUUGGAGAUCAGCCAUUACAGAAAUACUCAAACCAGCCCGUCUGGCACCAGCAAUCAUGCCAUGGUCAAAAUCACUGAGAUUACAUUUUGUCCCCAUUCUGAUGGUUGAUGUGAACAUUAACUGAAGCUCCUGACCGUAUCUGCUUGAUUUUAUGCAUUGCACUGCUGCCACAUGAUUGGCUGAUUAGUUAAUCGCAUGAAUAAUUAGGUGUACAAGUGUUCACCUAAGUCCUACUUGGUUGUUUUUACCAUGUUAUAUGUCAGCCUAUAUGUAGACCUAUGUGUAAUGUGGCAUGGAUAGGGAAUGGUUUAAUUUUAAGAACAUUACACAAAUUUGUCCCCUACAAAGUCAUUUACGCAUCUGUGUUAACUGACAUAGAUUUUUUUUUUUUUUUAAAUACAUUGAUAGAUUAAUAUAAAAACAAAAAAUACAACUAAAUAAAAACCAAGAAACACAGUUGGUAAAAUAACUGAAAUGACACUAAAUAAUACUUUGGAAGUAAAAACGAAUUAACUUAAAAUACCAAAACUAUAACAACCUUGUCGAAGACAUAAAAAAUCUGGGGGUAAAAAAAAAAUCAUCAUACAAUUCUAAACAUAUACAAUAUUAUUAAUUAUUGGAGGAGUUUGUUUUUUUUUUUUUUAAUUUGAGGGGUUUUCUGUAAAAUGAGACCAAUAUUUAGCAAUUAAUCCACUGAUUGUGUGUAAUGUAAACAUUUAAAUAUGGGUGUGAAAAAUUGCAGGUAGCAACCAAAAUAUGCAGAUUUGAAGGGGUUAAAUACUUUAUAUUUAUACAUAAUAAAUACAUAUGUGCACCUUUCAGUUUGAUGGAAAUCGUGUACAGUUGAAAUGCAUAAAUCUACAUUCCACAUCAUUUUGUCAAAGGUUUAUAAUUUGUGUAAAGAGAGAAAUACAUUUAUAAUCUCUGCAAUUUAAAAAUGAAGUAUGUUAAGUUUGAACGAAAUUACUCCCCAAUAACUAAAUAAAACCUAAAUACGGAAGCUCGGAGGCCUUGCGUUAUUAUUAUUAAUCUCGUUUUCUCGUGAUCUCGAAAUAACAAAAAGUUGUUGUUUCCUUUAAUUUCCUCAAAAAACUAUUGAAAUUGACCAAACGUUCAGGGUCACUGUAUUGUCUACGACAAAGUUGUAGACGUGAUAGUCUUCUUCUAAGGUGUCUGACACUAAUAUGGAAGUGACAUACAGCUAUUUCAGCUUGCGUGAGUCCUUGAUCAAAGUAAUGACGUAGAAAACUAGACAGAAAAAUAAUAAUAACUAAUGGCCUCUUUGCGCUUCCGUACCUUAAUGAUGUUCGCUCUUAAAAUAUUUUUUCCUUUUUACUUUCUUGUUUCCCCCCUUGGUGGCGCUACAACACCCUGUAAAUGGUGUAAAUACUCUUCACCUGUCAGUAAAGUGUCAUCCUCUCUAGAUCAGUGGGACUUAUGUAUUACGUUUUCUUAUGUGUUUCCAGUUUCUCUCACUUGGAAAAUGUUUUUACUCAGUACUGAAAGCUUUUGCCUAAAUUUCAAUGUAUAAUUAUUUAGAGGAACAUGCACGGUUGAAUGUAGUGCUGACAGCAUAUUGAAGGUACAUUGCAUUAAUCUGGUUGUAUAUUUACAGAUAUUUAAAGGUACAGUUCACCCAUAAAUGAAAAUUCUCUCAUCAUUUUCUCACCCUGUUGCCAUCCCAGAUGUGUAUGACUUUCUUUUUUCUGCUGAACACAAACAAAUAUUUUUAGAAGAAUAUAUAAGCUCUGUUGGUCCAUACAAUGCAAAUGAAUUGUGACAAAAUCUUUGAAGCUCCAUAAAGAACAUAAAGGCAGCAUAAAAGUAAUCCGUAUGACUCCAGUGGUUCAAUCCAUGUGUUCUGAAGUGAUCUAAUUGGUUUUGGGUGAGAACAGUCCUUUUUCACUAUAACCCUGUCUCCUUGCCAAUCAUAAUUUCAAGCUUGAUUACAUUUCUUAGCGUCAUGUACUAGGAAGUGUUAUCGAGCUUGAAAUAAUGAUUGUGCCUAGAGACUGCGAUGGCAAGAUGUAAAGUGAAUAAAGUUACAUUUUGGUCUGUUGUCACCCAAAAUCGAUUAAUCACUUCAGAAGUCAUGGAUUAAUCCACUGGAGUCAGAUGGUGCCUUUAUGUGCUUUUUGGAGCUCCAAAGUACUGGCCACCAUUCACUUGCAUUGUGUUACUACAGAGCAGAGAUAUUCUCCCAUAGAUAUUUGUGUGUUCAGCAGAAGAAAGUCAUUCACAUCUGGAAUGGCAUGAGGGUGAGUUAAUAAUGACAGAAUUUUCAUUUUUGAUGAACUAUCCCUUUAAUGGUAUUUUCUGAGGAUUAUAAGGGUAAUAUACAUUACAAUUACAAGGAAAGAAAGCAAUGAAAGUGACUGGUGACUCAGUUUCAGAAAAGUGCCUUGACAGAUUCGACUUUUUAUUUUAGCUUCAUUUAGCGUUCCUCUGCAUUUCAAAGGUACAAUUAGGACAGGAAAUCAGUUUUUUACAUCCUUAAAUGCCUCUUUGAAGAAACAUUCUGUGUCAUGUGGUGUAUAAUGACCCUCAGGAAGCCACAAUAAAACCUGUGGUGUACCCUACGGAGAAUGUGGGAUUUCCAAAUUAGAUUUGAAAGAGUGUUGUCCUCUCUCUGAAAAUAGUUCACUGUUGUGGUUCAAACAAGCCACAACAGUCUGUUUUGUCAACAGCUUAUUGCUUCAAUACAAGACACAUGUUAAAACUGAUUUCAUUUUUAUAGAUUAAGCCAUCACUUACUAUUAGGCUGUGAUAUUUAUGUCAAAUUGAUUGAAUUAAACAUCAUUAAGGUAUUACGCAUGAGCUUCAAAUUCACUCCAUGCAUGCAAAGAAUGCAUGUUUUCUCUUAUCCGAGUCCUUGUGGUGGUCAGUUGGUUUAAGGUGGUAUUCUUAGCAGCAAUCUAUUUAGCAGCAGAAAUAUUUAGGUCAAAGAGACCGUAAUGUGUCAAUUGGGUGUAUCCAGAGUCCAUAAAACUUAAAUAACUAUUUUUCCCUUCUUCUAUGUUCAUUUUGUGCUAACACAUUUUGUGUUCCUAGUCAAAUGACCGACCCUCUAAGAUUGCCUCCUUCACAUUGCAUAUAUUAUCACAAGAUAUUGCAUUAGAUAUUAUCAGCUUCUUUUUUUUUUUUGUAAUUAUGACAGGUUAUACCCAUUAAUACCCAU